Molecule: messenger RNA, 972 nt
Organism: Meloidogyne enterolobii
Lineage: Eukaryota; Metazoa; Nematoda; Chromadorea; Rhabditida; Meloidogynidae
Source: the annotation of a GenBank genome assembly
AUGGUUUAUUACAAAUUUGGUCGUUGUACUGUUUGCCAAUUUCGUUUGCGUCCUGAUAAUGUUUAUACAUUAAAAAAUUGUAAUCACACAUUCCAUAAAGAAUGUGUUACUCGUUGGAUUACUGAAGGGUCACAAGAUUGUCCUCGUUGUCGAGCUCCUGCUGUCUUAACCGAUAUUAAACAACUUUUUGUUGAGGAAGCGGGUGAUAGUUCUGACGAUUCCGAUGAUGAGUUAAUUCAAAGUUCAAGUAAUGCUUCUACACAAAAUGCGAAUGCAAAUGAUUUAACAAAUAAAUUAAACAAUUUAAAUUGUAAAUAUGUGAAUUUUGUUAAAAUUAAAAAUAAAUGGAUUAUUGUAAACAAUUGUUGUUUCAACAAAUGUAGUGAAAAUACUGACGACCUUUCUAAUAAUUGUAUUAAAGGCAAUGGAUUUGUAAAGUUAAUUAAUGAUGAGGAUAUUAAAUAUAUUAAUUGUGUGAAGAAGGAUGUUUUGGAUGGAAGUUAUGAUAAAAGAGUUGUUGUUUCUGCAGAAAAUUCUUUUAACAGCUCCCAAAAAUCUUCUAAUUAUUCUUUAUUUUAUUUUGAAAUUAAAUGUAUUUUUGAGGGAGAAUUUGUAAAUAAUAAUGGAAAAUGGAUGGUUAUUGGUCUUAAAAAUUGUAAUACAAAUUCGAGAAUUAAAUAUAUCGCUAAAAAUAAUUUAAUUUCGAAUGAGAAGAAUGAAGAAUUUAAACUUCCACAGACGCUAUUUUGGAAGAAUUUUUAUACUUUUGGUUGUGGAUUAGUUUAUCCUGAAACUAAUAUGACUAAUGAAUUUCCAUAUAUUUUCUUCACUCAAAAUGGAAAACAAAUUGGUAAAUAUUUAAAAGAAACUUGGAAGGAUAGGGGUAUUAUUGGGAUACACAGGAAUGAAUAUGCUUCAAAAGCUACCAAAAUCUGUGUCUAUCAGGGCUGUACGCAAUUGUGGAUUGCGUAA